AUGCCCGGACUUCAACUCAAGUGUGGUUGGAAGGCAGCUCCACCAGCAGCUAUGACCACCGACAAUGAUUUCAGUGAAUUUGACCUCUUCAUAGAUGAUGUGACGGACGACAAGAAUGAUGCGGGCCCCGAGGAGACCGGGGCCCUUGUCUGGAGGCAUAUCAAAUUCCACAUCAUCCGGAGCAUCUUGGAUGGCCGGCCAAACAUUCUUCUGACUAAGGUCACUCUUCUCCACACCAAGGGUGAAGAGAAAGAACAAGUAAAGCGGCAACGGUGA
Molecule: messenger RNA, 276 nt
Organism: Paracoccidioides lutzii Pb01
Exons: 2
Coding region: 1-276 (91 amino acids)
Source: RefSeq, a predicted model, not a curated record